Molecule: messenger RNA, 1176 nt
Organism: Clonostachys rhizophaga
Lineage: Eukaryota; Fungi; Ascomycota; Sordariomycetes; Hypocreales; Bionectriaceae
Source: the annotation of a GenBank genome assembly
AUGCGUACUUCUCUGCUCCUCGCGGUCCUUCCGUCGGUGUUGUCGGCCCCCGCCGGGCGAUCUGAGCCUGCCCGACUCCUGUCCAGAGGUGAAGGUGCAGACGUUGUUCCAAACAAGUACAUCGUCAAGUUCAAGGACUCUGGCGCAAGUGCAUCUGUGGACAGUGUUUUGAGCACGGUUUCCGCAUCAGCUGAUCACGUCUUUGAGCAUGUCUUCAAGGGAUUUGCUGGCGAGCUCACGCCAGAGGCUCUAGAGAGUCUUCGCAACCACCCCGAUGUCGACUACAUUGAGCCAGACACUGUUGUCACUGUUGAUGGCUUUGUCAGUCAAGAGAAUGCCACAUGGGGUCUUGGUCGCAUCUCACACCGCGCACAUGACGGUUCUACAACAUAUGUAUAUGAUGAGAGCGCCGGAGCCGGCACUUGUGCAUAUGUUAUCGACACUGGAAUUGAUGUCAAUCACCCUGAGUUUGAAGGCAGAGCCACUUGGUUGGUCAACUUCGGAGAUGAUGAGGACACCGACGGAUUCGGCCACGGCACCCAUGUCGCUGGAACAAUCGGCUCCAAGUCAUACGGCGUUGCCAAGAAGACUUCCCUAUUCGCCGUCAAGGUCCUCGACAGGAACGGUGGCGGCACCACUGCCACUAUGAUCGCUGGCUUGGACUUUGUCGUAUCUGACGCAGCCACGCGUGACUGUCCCAACGGCUCAGUGGCCAACAUGUCUCUGCGCGAUACUCCUUCGGAAGCUCUCAACGCAGCCGCUGCUGCCCUGGUGACGAACAAUGUCUUCCUGGCUGUCUCUGCCGGCAAUGCCAACCGCGAUACCUCCAGCCAGUCUCCUGCGGCUGAGCCCACAGUGUGCACGAUCGGUGCCACCGAUAUCAAUGAUGUCCGCUCAACAUUCUCCAACUUCGGGCCAGGAGUCGAUGUCUUUGCCCCGGGUACUAACAUUCUUUCUACCCUCCCCAACAACGCUACAGGUUUCAACUCUGGCACAUCAAUGGCCACCCCCCAUGCUGCCGGCCUGGCUGCUUACCUCGCCGGUCUUGAAGGCUUCCCUGGUGCGGAUGCUCUCUGCACACGCCUCAAGGACCUUGCUACUCCUGAUAUCUUGACCGGCAUCCCCAGUGAUACCACCAACAAGUUGAUCUUCAAUGGAAACCCCAGCGGCAAAUAA